AGUUAUCGCGCGAUUGCCAACAAGUUCGGUACGGGAACUAAAGUGAGCUGUGAAGAAACGAGUGUCUAGAAGCUAGUUUGUUCAAGCGGUGAAUAAACUUUGUGCGAAAAAACGUUUGUAGUGAUCGACAAAAGUGUGGAAUAAAAGGGCAAAGGGAACGUUUUAGAACGUAAAGUAAAGGCAUAUUUUAGAAAUACAAGCAAAGCAAUAACAAAAUAAUCAUGUCAGCUAAAGCGGAUAUUGCACUGAUCGGUUUGGCCGUUAUGGGUCAGAAUCUCGUAUUGAAUAUGAAUGAUAAAGGCUUUGUGGUUUGCGCCUACAAUCGCACGGUCGAGAAGGUCAAUCAAUUUCUAAAGAACGAGGCCAAGGGUACAAAUGUGAUCGGUGCCACAUCGCUGCAGGAUAUGGUGAACAAAUUGAAGUUGCCACGCAAAAUUAUGCUUUUGGUCAAGGCCGGUAGCGCUGUGGAUGAUUUCAUUCAGCAAUUGGUGCCACUAUUAUCGCCCGGUGAUGUUAUUAUCGAUGGUGGUAACUCCGAGUACCAGGAUACCGCACGCCGUUGCGAUGAAUUGCGCGCCAAGAAGAUAUUGUAUGUUGGCUCUGGUGUGAGUGGUGGCGAAGAGGGCGCACGACAUGGUCCAUCUCUUAUGCCUGGUGGUCAUCCCGAAGCGUGGCCACUUAUCCAACCCAUUUUCCAAUCUAUCUGCGCGAAGGCAGACAAAGAACCCUGCUGUGAGUGGGUGGGUGAAGGCGGCGCCGGACACUUUGUUAAAAUGGUACACAAUGGCAUCGAGUAUGGUGAUAUGCAGUUGAUUUGCGAAGCUUAUCAAAUUAUGAAAGCGCUUGGACUCUCACAAGCUGAGAUGGCUACUGAGUUUGAGAAAUGGAAUAGUGAAGAGCUGGAUUCAUUCCUUAUCGAAAUCACACGUGAUAUUCUCAAUUAUCAAGACGAUAGAGGCUACUUGUUGGAACGUAUUCGUGAUACAGCCGGUCAGAAGGGUACUGGAAAGUGGACCGCAAUCUCUGCACUACAAUAUGGUGUGCCUGUUACGCUAAUCGGUGAGGCGGUAUUCUCACGUUGUCUCUCCGCAUUGAAGGAUGAACGUGUAGCGGCUAGCAAACAAUUGAAGGGCCCAAAUGUUAAUGCCAAAGUCGAGGAUUUGCCAAAAUUCUUGAAUCACAUUAAACAUGCCCUUUACUGCUCGAAAAUCGUGUCCUACGCACAAGGUUUCAUGCUCAUGCGUGAGGCAGCCAAGGAGAACAACUGGAACUUGAAUUAUGGUGGUAUUGCAUUGAUGUGGCGUGGUGGUUGUAUCAUUCGCAGUGUCUUCUUGGGCAACAUCAAGGACGCCUACACCCGCAACCCACAACUUUCGAACUUAUUGUUGGAUGAUUUCUUCAAAAAGGCUAUCGAGGUUGGACAAAACUCUUGGCGUCAGGUAGUGGCCAAUGCAUUCCUCUGGGGCAUUCCUGUACCAGCUCUCUCAACCGCCCUCUCCUUCUACGAUGGCUACCGUACAGAGAAAUUACCCGCCAACUUGUUGCAAGCGCAGCGUGAUUAUUUCGGCGCACACACCUAUGAACUCUUAGGUGCUGAGGGCAAAUUUGUGCAUACCAAUUGGACCGGCACUGGUGGCAAUGUCUCUGCAAGUACAUACCAGGCGUAAGGUCUUUAUGUACAUAGAUACAUACAAAUCAUGAAGAAAAUACCGAAAAUAUUCAGGUUCCCCAAAAGGGCAUUCCACUUAUUUAGAAAUUAAUUAGAACUUAAUUUUAUAUUCAAGCGUUUGUGAGUACUUGAAAAUAUGUACAUACGUAUGUAUAUACAUAUGUAGAUAUAUAUAAAUGGUGUAAAUAAAGCAAAUAAUUACGCAAAUGGGUAUUAAACGAAUGAAAUACUUAA
Molecule: messenger RNA, 1903 nt
Organism: Ceratitis capitata (Mediterranean fruit fly)
Lineage: Eukaryota; Metazoa; Arthropoda; Insecta; Diptera; Tephritidae
Gene: Pgd
Product: 6-phosphogluconate dehydrogenase, decarboxylating-like
Biological process (GO): pentose-phosphate shunt; pentose-phosphate shunt, oxidative branch
Cellular component (GO): cytosol
Molecular function (GO): NADP binding; phosphogluconate dehydrogenase (decarboxylating) activity
Source: RefSeq, marked provisional